CUCACGAGCCAACACGAGAGGACAUGGAACCAAGUGACGGCCAAAAGUGAGACAUAUCCCAGUGAGGGUGAGGGUGAGGGAGGGGGAACCCUCAAAAUACGACGGGACUCUUCCUCGACGUGAGCCAUGUUCAGGAGUACAAAACGGAGGACUAACCACUGGAGCAACAAAGUCCACGAAAGUGUUCUCGUCCGGGACGCGGAGGGGCAGCUGGCUGCACUGGAACUAAGGGGCGGUGCUGAGCACGGACACUUUCCGCUUGUGGGUGAGCUUCUCCCGGGUGGAGCGGCGUGCCUCGGCGGCAGACUCCAUCCCGAGGAACUGCUGCUGCUGGAGGUCAACGACACACCGGUGGCCGGGCUCACCAGCCGGGACGUGAUGGCGGUGCUGAGGCACAGCAAGGAGCCCGUCAGACUCAAGUGUGUCAAACAAGGCGGCGUGAUCAACAAGGACCUGUGCCGCUACCUCAACCUGCGCUUCCAGAAAGGCUCGGUGGACCACGAGCUGCAGCAGAUCAUCCGGGACAACCUCUACCUGCGCACCAUUCCCUGCACCACCAGGCAGCCCAAGGAAGGCGAGGUCCCCGGGGUGGACUAUCAUUUCCUAAGCAUCCAGCACUUUAUGGAAUUGGAGAAAAGCGGCGCCUUGCUUGAGAGCGGAAUCUAUGAAGAUAACUUUUACGGCACGCCCAAGCCUCCCGUCGAGCCCGCCGCUCCGUCGCUAAAUGUAACGGAGCGGCUGCUGCCGCCGCCGCCGCUGCUACCGGGCGCCAGAACCAGCUCGGAGGGCAAACGCAAGCGCAACAAGUCGGUCAGCGACAUGGACAAGGCCAGCAUGGAGCCACCGGAGGAGGAAGAAGAGGAGAGGCCCCCCGCCGCCGUCGUCAACGGCAUCGCCCUCACGCCAGAGUCGAGCGAACACGAGGACAAAAACGGGCCGAGCGAGACGCCGCCCCCGCCGGGCGAGGCCUCGACCGAGGCGGACCCCGGCCGCUCCCCGAAAAGCGGCGCCCUCCCCAAGAUGGAGGACAACGACGAGCUGGGCCCGCUACCCGACAACUGGGAAAUGGCGUACACGGAGAAAGGGGAAGUCUACUUCAUCGACCACAACACCAAGACCACGUCGUGGUUGGACCCCAGACUCGCCAAGAAGGCCAAGCCGCCCGAGGAGUGCAAGGAGGACGAGCUUCCGUAUGGCUGGGAGAAAAUCGACGACCCCAUUUACGGCAGCUACUAUGUGGACCACAUAAACAGGAGGACCCAGUUUGAGAACCCGGUUCUGGAGGCCAAGAGGAGACUCCAGCAGGAGCAGCAGAUGCAAAGUCAGGGGCUCUCCUCGCUCCCGCUUCCCGCCAUCUACAGAGAGAAGCCGCUGUUCACACGCGACCCCACGCAGCUGAAAGGCAGCUUCCUAUCCACGGCGCUCCACAAGAGCAACAUGGGCUUCGGCUUCACCAUCAUCGGCGGCGACGAGCCCGACGAGUUCCUGCAGGUGAAGAGCGUCAUCCCCGACGGGCCGGCCGCCGCCGACGGCAAGAUGGCCACAGGCGACGUGAUCGUAUACAUCAACGACUUGUGCGUGCUGGGCACCACGCACGCCGACGUGGUCAAAUUGUUCCAGUCGGUUCCCAUCGGGCAGAGCGUGACCUUGGUGCUGUGCCGCGGGUACUCGCUGCCCUACGAGCCCGACGCCAACAACGCCGACGGCGCCGCCGCCGCCGCCAUCAUCUCCCCGCUGGGCAUCAUGGAGCAGCGCCCCCUUAUGGUGAACGGUCGCCCCGGCUACGAUAACUACCUGGACUACAUGUCCCGCACGACCCGCUUGGUCCCGGGCGCGGGUCAGGACCACCAGCCGGACGCCCAGCCGGACGCCCCCGACGGCCUCUCGGUGGCGUCUCAAGGCGAGUUGCUGACGCUGACCCUGGUGAAGGGCGCCGACGGCUUCGGGUUCACCAUCGCCGACGGCGCGGCGGGCCAGCGCGUCAAGCAGCUCCUGGAGCCGUCCGGGUGCCCGGGGGUCAACGAGGGCGACCUGAUCGUGGAGAUCAACAAGCAGGCGGUGCUGGGCUUCACGCACGCCCAAGUGGUGGACAUCCUCAAGGAGUGCGCCGUGGGCACCGAGACCUGCCUGGUGGUGCAGAGACCCGUCACAGAAUCGGGAGCCCCGAGGACUACUUUUCCCGCAGAGCCCUCGCCGGAGUACCAGGACAUGGAGGUGAACUUGCGGAGGCACAAGUCCGGCUUCGGCUUCAGGGUCCUGGGCGGGGACGAGGCGGGCCAGCCUGUGAGUCCGGAGGCACGUGACAAGAUCUUAAUCGGCGCCAUCAUCGAGAAGAGCCCGGCGGACGUGGACGGGCGUCUGCGUCCCGGCGACGAGCUCCUCUUCGUGGACGGCAUCCCUGUGGUGGGCAAGCCGCAUCGCUACGUCAUCGACCUGAUGCACAGCGCCGCGCGCAACGGACAAGUCAACAUGAUCAUCAGGAGGCGGAGGCAGGCGGCAGGCGACUCGUGUCAGGAGAACGGGCGCCACUCGGGCUCCACGCAGCACAGCUCGCCGCGGAGCGACCUGACGGACGCCAACAACGCCACCCAACCCAGCGACGUCCUCAUCCACCGGAAAGAAAGCGAAGGCUUCGGCUUCGUCAUCAUCAGCUCGCUCAACCGGCCCGAGGCGCCCGCCGCCAACCCGGUGCCGCACAAGAUCGGGCGGAUCAUCGAGGGCAGCCCGGCCGACCGCUGCGCCAAGAUGAAGGUGGGCGACCGCAUCCUGGCCGUCAACGGCCAGUCCAUCGUCGACAUGCCGCACGGCGACAUCGUCAAGCUCAUCAAGGACGCCGGCCUGAGCGUCACGCUGAGGAUCGUCCCGCAGGAAGCCGAGGCGAGCAACCCGCCGUCGGCGCCCGCCUCGGAGAAGCCGAGCCCCCUGGCGCAGCAGAGCCCCAAGACGCAGCCGCCCGCCGUCGGCCCGCAGCCCGACCCGGGUGCCGCCGAGUCGGACGCCAAAACCCAGCGGAGCCCUGUCGGCGGCCAGCUGCCGGCACCCCCGACGCAGACCUAUCCACACGAGGGCAGUUACAGAUCGGAGGUGAAAGCCCGGCAGGACGUGAAACCGGACAUCCGCCAGCCGCCCUUCACCGACUACCGGCAGCCGCCCGUGGACUACCGGCACCCCCCGGUGGCCGACUACCGCCAGCCGCCCACGCUGGACUACCGCCACCCACCCCUCUUGGACUUCCGGCCGCAGUUUGCUGUGGCGGACUACCGCAUGCCGCCGGUGCAGCUGUCGCAGGACUUUGACUUCUUCACGGUGGAGCUGGAGAAGAGCGUCAAGGGUUUCGGCUUCAGCAUCCGCGGAGGUCGGGAGUACAAGAUGGACCUGUUCGUCCUCAGGCUGGCCGAGGACGGCCCGGCGCUACGCAACGGCAGGAUGCGGGUGGGCGACCAGAUCAUCGAGAUCAACGGCGAGACCACGCGGGACAUGACCCACGGGCGCGCCAUCGAGCUGAUCAAGUCGGGCGGCAGGCGUGUGCGUCUCCUCUUGAAGCGGGGCACGGGACAGGUCCCCGACUACGACAAUGGCGCCUCUUGGGACGCUCGCCCUUCAGCCUCUCCAAGCCUGCCGGAAGUAACCGCGCCGCUCGAUAGACUUUCGGCGGCGAGCGUAGGGAGCGACGGCGGCCGGUCCGCCCGCGAGGGAUGCGAGGAGCGCCGUGCCGCGCCGGGACGCCAGAGAAUUCCCGGAGGAAGCGGCUUUCUUGCCACUCCCGCCGUGCACGCGAACGGGACGAACAGGCCGGGCCCGGAGCCCGGGCGGGAAUCGGCGGCCGGGAAGUCCGCCGUCUCUCCGGGGCCCUGGAAGAUCCCCGGAUGGGACAAGCUUCCCGGCGCGCUGCGGGCGGGAACUUGGACCAGCUAACGGCUCGACCCACCGAGGAAACCGAUCGACUCGUUUUAUUUAUUCGACUACGGACUAAAUUAUUGGACACCCUCCACCUUAAAAACUGGACGUUCAUCCACUUUUGUUUGGAGGAAUCAGCCGAAACUGAGAAGCAAUCAAAUGUAAGCAGAUUUUGAUACGACAAGCCGGACUCAAUGGGGUCUCUUUUUCUCGGACUUUGCCUUAACCGGACUGCGUGGGCCCAACAACAAUCACCGUGUAAAUAAAACAGAAGGCUGAGGAAUGACGCCGAGGAGGGCAUGGAGUGCCUUAGGAAGGAGCGAGGGGCGGAGCGUAGAUGUUUUUAACCAAGGCUGCUAGUAACCACGACGACCAUACAUGACGUACUGUGAAUCUGAUUCUGUCGACAUCUCGUGCGCUUUUUUGUCCCGCUGGUCCUUAAGUCUGCCAAAAUGGCUUGGCUCGUGUGUAUUUUUGUACAAUCAAGUCUGUAGCGCUAACAGUGUUUUAAAGCAGAAGUCAUCUCGGUCGCCACGGUGACAAGGGACUGUCAAGCACAACUUGGAAGCAUCUUUUGUCUUUUUCAUCACUUUUGUUGGCCAACGAAAACCAAAACGUGAGUGUGUGCGUGCGUGCGUGUGCGUGUUGAUGACACAGCUCAGAAUCACUGUGUAGUGUAAAACAGAAAAAAAAAAAAAAAACGGUGGUCGCCAGACUUGUAGGUAUGCGGAGCAACUAUUUUUAUGAGGAAAAAUGCAACACUACGAAAAUAUUAACUUGUUUUUGUUCCCAGAAAUCUCGUAUGAUACUCUGAAGACUAAAAUAAAACGUUGACACAAUAGCAA
Syngnathus acus (greater pipefish) is the source of this 4742-nucleotide messenger RNA. RefSeq names its product membrane associated guanylate kinase, WW and PDZ domain containing 2a (gene magi2a). The transcript is spliced from 20 exons. Gene Ontology annotation, molecular function: beta-1 adrenergic receptor binding; SMAD binding; signaling receptor complex adaptor activity. Bases 127 to 3915 code for a protein of 1262 amino acids. Gene Ontology annotation, biological process: receptor clustering; signal transduction. The record is from RefSeq and is a predicted model, not a curated record. NCBI's taxonomy places the organism in Eukaryota, Metazoa, Chordata, Actinopteri, Syngnathiformes, Syngnathidae. Gene Ontology annotation, cellular component: cytoplasm; dendrite.